AGGACUUACUGCAAAGGUCCUUACUGCUGCUAUUAAGGAAUAAUCCAGGAGGGAGAAGAUGGAAACAAACACUCUGACAUCCAGUAUCCAGUCAGGAGAUGCUGUGACCUUCCCCGAUGUAGCUGUGAGCUUCUCCCAGGAUGAGUGGCUGUGCCUGGACCCCUCUCAGAGGAAUCUCUACAGAGAUGUGAUGCUAGAGACCUACCAGCACCUGCAGGACAUAGGGCAUUGUGGGGUGAAGCCUGCGAUUAUCUUCUGGUUGGAAGUUGGAGACCCUGGAAUGCUACAGAGAGGCAUGUUUCCAGAUGGUGGACCACAAGUUCCGAUAGAGACAUUUCAACAAUUUGAUUUUGGAAUGGAAUAUCCAAAAAAGUUUGAGAUGUGCAGAGUAUGCUGA
This is a messenger RNA of Suncus etruscus (white-toothed pygmy shrew), 397 nucleotides long. Its product is annotated as zinc finger protein 747-like. The record is from RefSeq and is a predicted model, not a curated record. The transcript is spliced from 5 exons. Gene Ontology annotation, biological process: regulation of DNA-templated transcription. NCBI's taxonomy places the organism in Eukaryota, Metazoa, Chordata, Mammalia, Eulipotyphla, Soricidae. The coding region runs from base 59 to 397 and encodes 112 amino acids.